Messenger RNA from Chenopodium quinoa (quinoa), 894 nucleotides. RefSeq lists its product as uncharacterized. The record is from RefSeq and is a predicted model, not a curated record. The transcript has 3 exons. NCBI's taxonomy places the organism in Eukaryota, Viridiplantae, Streptophyta, Magnoliopsida, Caryophyllales, Amaranthaceae. The coding region runs from base 1 to 894 and encodes 297 amino acids.
AUGGGAAAUACGUCUUUGCAACCACCUCCACAGCAUCAGACACCCACUGAAUUUCCCCUAGAAAACUAUGAUAAUGAAGAACGUACACCUGUAACUGAUCAUGGUAGCAACACCCAAUUUGAUGACAUUGAAGAGGAAAAUGUACCAGAGACGCCGCUGUAUCCUCCACAAGUUCCCAGAAUGCAAUCCAACCAGGUUGCUGCACGAGCGACUCGUGUUUGGUCUGUUGCGGAAGAUGAAGCUCUGAUUGGGUUGUACUUGCAGAUUAGUGAAAAUGCUAUUAAAAGUACGAACCAGAAAGCAGCUGACCUAUGGCGCAAUGUACACGCAGCAUAUCAAAUGGCUCAGGCGGAGAAGCCGAAUAUACUUCCGCCAAGACCUAUGAAGAGUCUGUUGUCACACUGGAGAAGGUUGGCAGCAGACACACUACAGUGGAUAUCUUGCUAUGAUGAAGCGGGUAGACUUCUGGAGGGAGGGAGUGGUUACAACGAAGCUGACCGUGUAAAAAGUGCAUCGAAGCUUUUUCAUCUGGCCACCGGUCACAAUUUCAGUUUUCCUCACGCAGUUGAAAUGCUUAAUAAAGAUCCAAAGUGGAGGCCGAAGCUGAGAUGGUCCUUGUUAAAGGAGGAAAGAAAAGCACAGUACGCCGUGUUCGAUGAGGUUCUGGAUGGCCGAGCUCCUCUGGCUGCUGCUCGGAAGGACGUCGAAAGAGCUUUCGGUGUUUUGCAAGCUCGAUUUGCAAUAAUACGAAAACCGUCACUGGCGUACGAUGAGGACAUACCGCGGGACAUAAUGAAAGCAUGUAUCAUUAUGCACAACAUGAUUGUUGAAGAUGAGCGCCAUAACUACACUCGAGCCGAAGUUCUGAGAAGCUUCUACGAAGAAGAUCAAUAA